This is a messenger RNA of Polyodon spathula (Mississippi paddlefish), 4561 nucleotides long. It is a transcript of the gene dhx9, whose product is annotated as DEAH (Asp-Glu-Ala-His) box helicase 9. The transcript is spliced from 28 exons. Bases 106 to 3900 code for a protein of 1264 amino acids. The record is from RefSeq and is a predicted model, not a curated record. Lineage: Eukaryota; Metazoa; Chordata; Actinopteri; Acipenseriformes; Polyodontidae. Gene Ontology annotation, cellular component: ribonucleoprotein complex; nucleolus; intracellular anatomical structure. Gene Ontology annotation, biological process: regulation of mRNA processing; positive regulation of transcription by RNA polymerase II. Gene Ontology annotation, molecular function: ATP binding; double-stranded RNA binding; 3'-5' DNA helicase activity.
GAGAUUCCUUUGUGCAUCCGGAGUAGUCGUCCAUUUUGAUUCUGCUGAUGGGAUAGUCGGUUUUUGCAAAAAUUGCGAUCAUAAGUUGAGAACCGGGGUCUCACAAUGGCGGACGUUAAAAACUUCCUUUAUGCUUGGUGUGGGAAGCGCAAAGUUACUCCCAACUAUGAUGUUCGAGCCACAGGAAACAAAAACAGACAGAAGUUCACGUGUGAGGUUCGGGUAGAAGGGUUCAAUUACACAGCUAUGGGGAACUCAACUAACAAGAAGGAUGCUCAAGCCAAUGCUGCUAGAGAUUAUCUCAAUUACCUUGUCCGUAUUGGGGAGGUAAAAGCUAGUGAAGUUCCAGCCUUGGGGGCGAGUAUGCCUGGUGCAGAUGUUUCCGUUGAUUCUGGUGGAGGAGGUGGCUUUGGCACCCUUCCUCCAAAUGCACCGCUUCCACCUCACUUGGCAGUCAAGAAUGAACUAGAUGUUGAACCUGGACCUAGUUCUGGGCCAGUCCCUGGAGUGACUGGUUUGGGUUAUUCAAACUUCAGUGGGGCACAGUGGGAACGUGGAGCCAAUUUGAACGACUAUUAUUCAAAGAGAGAGGAACAGGAAGCACAAGCUACUCUUGAAUCAGAAGAAGUAGAUUUGAACGCUGGUCUACAUGGUAACUGGACCCUAGAGAAUGCCAAGGCCCGUCUGAACCAGUUUUUUCAAAAGGAGAAGAAUCAAGCAGAUUACAAAUACAGCCAAGUUGGACCCGACCACAACAGGAGUUUUAUUGCAGAAAUGAGUGUUUUUGUAAGGCAACUGGGUCGAAAAAUUGUUGCUCGUGAGCAUGGCUCUAACAAGAAGCUAGCUGCCCAGUCCUGUGCACUCUCUCUUGUUAGACAGUUUUACCACUUGGGAGUAAUUGAAGCCUAUUCUGGGCUAACGAAGAAAAAGGAAGGAGAGACAAUGGAAGUCUAUGAAGUAAACAUUGCUAAUGAUUUGGAACGGCAGCUGGAAACAGUCGUGCAGGAGCUAGGAUUUCAGAUUCCACCACCGGAUCCAAGCUGUCCAGUUUCUCUUACCCAGGGGAAAAUUGCCCAUUUUGAGCCCUCCCAGCGGCAGAGCAUGGCUGGUGUUGUGCCAUGGUCCCCUCCACAGGUGAACUGGCACCCGUGGACAAGCAGCAACAUCGAUGAAGGACCACUUGCAUUUUGUACCCCAGAACAAAUCAACAGAGAUCUCCAAAAUGAACUGAUGUAUCAAAUGGAGCAGGAUAAAAAUCUGCAACAGAUUAUGUCAGAGCGUGAACAGUUACCUGUAAAAAAGUUUGAACAGGAGAUUAUGCAAACGAUCCACAACAACCAGGUUGUCAUCAUCAGAGGUGCAACAGGCUGUGGUAAAACCACCCAGGUUCCCCAGUAUAUCUUGGACGAGUUUAUCAAAAACGGAAAAGCUUCAGAUUGUAACAUUGUUGUAACCCAGCCUCGACGAAUAAGUGCUGUAUCUGUUGCUGAACGUGUUGCCUACGAGCGCUGUGAAGAGGUUGGAAAGAGCUGUGGUUAUAGUGUGCGCUUUGAGUCCGUACUCCCCAGACCACAUGCCAGCAUGCUCUUCUGUACAGUCGGUGUCCUUCUCAGGAAAUUGGAAUCUGGUAUUCGUGGAAUUAGUCAUGUGAUUGUAGAUGAAAUCCACGAGAGAGAUAUUAAUACCGAUUUCCUUAUGGUUGUGCUGAGGGAUGUUGUACAGGCUUUCCCAGAGAUCAGGAUCAUUCUCAUGUCUGCUACCAUUGACACCACCAUGUUUAGGGAGUACUACUUCAACUGCCCUGUAAUAGAGGUUUUUGGACGCACAUUCCCAGUUCAAGAAUACUUCCUUGAGGACUCUAUCCAGAUGACCCAAUUUGUUCCCCCGCCAUCGGAUAGAAAGAAAAAGGACAAGGAUGAAGACGGUGGAGAGGAAGAGACAAACUGUAAUAUCAUAUGUGGUCCUGAAUAUGGACCCGAGACCAAACGUUCCAUGGCUCAGAUAAAUGAAAAGGAAACACCCUUUGAACUAAUUGAGGCCCUGCUAAAGUACAUAGAAACACUGAAAGUUCCUGGAGCAGUGCUGGUGUUCUUGCCAGGCUGGAAUCUCAUAUAUUCCAUGCAGAGGCACCUUGAGAUGAGUCCACACUUUGGGAAUCAGCGCUAUAUUAUUUUGCCCCUACACUCCCAGAUUCCAAGAGAGGAACAGCGUAGAGUGUUUGAUCCUGUGCCUGAUGGAGUUAUCAAGGUCAUUUUGUCUACAAAUAUUGCAGAAACUAGUAUUACCAUCAACGAUGUUGUCUAUGUCAUUGACUCUUGCAAGCAAAAAGUGAAACUGUUUACAUCCCAUAACAACAUGACAAACUAUGCAACAGUCUGGGCAUCCAAAACUAACCUUGAACAGCGCAAAGGCCGAGCUGGUCGAGUCCGGCCAGGAUUCUGUUUCCAUCUCUGUAGCAGAGCUCGUUUUGAGAGGCUUGAAACUCACAUGACACCUGAGAUUUUCCGUACACCCCUGCAUGAGGUGGCUUUGAGCAUCAAGCUUCUGAGGCUUGGAGGCAUUGGACAUUUUUUGUCAAAAGCCAUUGAGCCUCCUCCUUUGGAUGCAGUUAUUGAGGCAGAGCAUACUUUAAGAGAACUUGAUGCCUUGGAUUCCAAUGAUGAGUUGACUCCUCUGGGGAGAAUUCUCGCAAAGCUGCCUAUUGAACCUCGCCUAGGAAAGAUGAUGAUCAUGGGCUGCAUUUUCAAUGUUGGUGAUGCAGUGUGCACUAUAGCAGCUGCCACCUGCUUUCCUGAACCCUUCAUCAAUGAAGGUAAACGACUGGGCUUUGUCCAUAGAAACUUUGCAGGAACAAGAUUCUCGGACCAUGUGGCGCUCCUUUCUGUAUUCCAAGCAUGGGAUGAUGCCAGGAUGGGCGGUGAAGAUGCAGAAGUUCGUUUUUGUGAACACAAGAGGCUAAAUAUGUCAACCUUGAGAAUGACGUGGGAGGCAAAAGUACAGCUGAAAGAUAUCCUAAUUAAUUCUGGAUUUCCUGAAGAGUGCUUGAUGACACAGAUGUUCAACAACGUAGGACCAGACAACAAUCUGGAUGUGGUGAUCUCCCUGCUAGCAUUUGGAGCUUAUCCCAAUGUUUGUUACCACAAAGAAAAAAGGAAAAUCCUCACUACAGAGGGUCGCAAUGCUUUAAUCCACAAGUCCUCUGUCAACUGUCCAUUCAGUAGUCAGGACUUGAAGUACCCAUCACCUUUCUUUGUGUUUGGUGAAAAGAUUAGAACUCGGGCCAUCUCUGCAAAAGGAAUGACAUUGGUUAGUGCUCUUCAGCUCCUCCUGUUUGCUUCAAAGAAAGUUACAUCAGAUGGUGAAAUUAUUGUACUUGAUGAAUGGAUAAAAUUAAAGAUGUCUCACAAUGUAGCAGCUUGUACAACUGCAUUAAGAGCAGGAAUGGAGGCCGUUGUUGUCGAAGUCAGCAAAGACCCUGAAUAUAUUCGGCAAAUGGAUCCUAUAAAUCAGCGCAUGCUAAACGUUAUCCGUCAGAUUUCAAAGCCUUCCGCAGCAGGACUUAACCUAAUGGUUAACAACUCGAGAUUUGGCGACGGUCCACGGCCCCCUAAGAUGCCAAGGUUUGAUGGUGGCGGUGGAUACAGAGGACGGGGUGGUUACCAAGGCAGCGGGGGCUAUGGAGGAGGAAGGGGAGGCGGGGGCUAUGGAGGAGGAAGGGGAGGCGGGGGCUAUGGAGGAGGAAGGGGAGGCGGGGGCUAUGGAGGAAGAGGAGGUGGGGGCUAUGGAGGGGGUGGAGGAUAUGGAGGUGGUGGCUACAGGGGAUCAGGCUAUGGUGGCUAUAGGGGAGGUGGAGGAGGAGGAGGAGGAGGAUAUAGGGGUGGGUAUGGAGGUGGUUUUUAGCCCAGUGGCCAUGUUGGGAGUGUAUGUAUUCAAACCCACUCUGGAAUAUGUCCAUAGAAAUGUAAAUUUGUACUUGGCACAAUAACUGCAAUAGAUAUUUAGUCGCAGGUGUUAGUUGGAAAUCUGCAUUUGUAAUGCAGUAUGUGGUGUGUUUGUUUAAUUUUUUAUUGUCUGAACAAAAAAAGCACAACUUUUAUUGUGCUUUUAAGGUAAACAUUAUCAUUAGUUUUCUAAUGUCUGCACAAAGUAUGUUCAAGUGCAUCUUUCCGCUAAAACUGCUUUGCUUUAUGUCUUGUGUUUGGGCUUGUCCAAAAUUAUCAUAAAUGUAUAGGAAACGUACAUAGUAUGCUCAUUUUAAGCCUGGAGUGGAAUGGCUCUCCAGACCCAUGGCUGGACACCCCUGCGUUAGAGGAUCCUUUUUCUCAACCAAAAGUAAAUUAUCAUUUACUGUGACAAAAAUGACAUCUCUGGUGAAUCUACAGCUCUUUUGCAGAAAGGUGUGAAUAUAUCAAGCUAUAUAAAAUGUCAGUAUUUAUAAAAAAAAAAUAAUAAUAAUAAAACAAAUGUAUGUAUGUAAUGUAUGUAUUUUUUUUUUUAAUCAAAGUGUACACUACCUCUCGAACCCCCAUCUCCCAACACAUGCUUUGUACUCUUUCAAAAU